Molecule: messenger RNA, 2181 nt
Organism: Erinaceus europaeus (western European hedgehog)
Lineage: Eukaryota; Metazoa; Chordata; Mammalia; Eulipotyphla; Erinaceidae
Product: mas-related G-protein coupled receptor member A2-like
Exons: 2
Coding region: 566-1624 (352 amino acids)
Biological process (GO): G protein-coupled receptor signaling pathway
Cellular component (GO): membrane
Molecular function (GO): G protein-coupled receptor activity
Source: RefSeq, a predicted model, not a curated record
UGAAUCAACUGCAAGAGAAGAGUGAACUAGGAAAUGGGCUGGAUCCAGAUGUGCAUGAGUGACGGUGACCAGACUCACUGUGACCCUGCUCUGAUGGACUAGGUAGCCCCCAGGGGAGUCACAUUUGAGAAUUGAGUCAGAGACACCGUUGAGAAAAAAAAAAGGUCAUAGAACACUCAAGGAAAGCAGAUACUGGAAAAAAUAGAGACCAUUUGAGAACUUGAGGAAGAUAUAAAGGCAAGGUAACCCCAGUCUGACUUCCCAAGGAGCUACAGACAUCAGACUGAAGGCAUCUCUGCCCGAGACUCUGGGGAUACACGUGUCCAGAGUGUUACAGGAAUCUCAGGAGAGACUGGACUUUGGGGGCAAGAUGGCGCUCAUCUGCAGGUUGUAGCUGCCAGGCUGUGAGAACAGGCUAUGGGAGGAGGUGCCCUAGUGUCACAGUCUGUGUCCUUGUCCUGAGGCUGGUGUGAGGUCUGAAGCCAGAUGCUGUGCAGUGACAGGCCUCGUUGACCUCAGAGGCUCUGAUUCCUUCCCUCAUCUCCCUCCAUCUUCACAGGAAAACAUGGAGCAGGACCAACAGAUGGAUCCUGAGCUGAGAGGCAACACAACGGGUGUCUCUCUCUCAGAAGUCUGGGAUGGGAAAGAGUCCCUAACAGAAGACAAAUUCUUGUCCUAUCUAGAGAAUCAAGACUAUUACCUGUACAUUUUAAAAUUAAGGGAUAUAAUUUGCUUACUGCAGAUGUUGCUUGCCUUCUGUGGCUUAGCGGGGAACGGGGUUGUCAUCUGGCUGUUGGGGUUCUGCAUAAAGAGGAAGCCCUUCUCUGUCUACAUCUUCAACUUGGCCUGUGCUGACUUCACUUUCCUCUUAUUUAAUUGUAUUGUAAACACAACUUUCUGGGUGCAAGAGCACUCAGCUGUGUUCAAUAUGCUGACAUCCUCGGUUGAACUUUCUUCUUUUGUGGUGGGUGUCUGUCUGCUGACGGCCAUCAGCACCGAGCGCUGUGUCUCUGUGCUCUACCCCAUCUGGUACAGAUGCCACCGCCCUGCCCAUCUCUCCUCCAUCCUGUGUGCUGUCUUCUGGGGACUGGCACUUUGUGCAGUGACAGCUUGGCAUUGGUGCAUAUUUUUUGUGGAUAGCAAGUGUUAUGGAAUCAACUUGGUCUACAACGGCCUGUGCAUCCUCACCUUCCUGGUGCUCUUUGUGUCUGGUGUGACUCUGCUCAUCCGGGUCCAGUGUGGCUCUAGGAGAAGACAGACCACCAGGUUGUACGUGACCAUCCUGAUCAACGUGCUGGCCUUCCUGCUGCUCAAUCUGCCUUUCAGUGUCUACCACAUGAUCUAUCUGACUUCAGUACCACUGUCCUAUUACACAAUUGAUGUGCACAUCUUCAGACUCCUCAUGGUCCUGAACAGUGGGGUGAACCCCAUCAUCUACUUCUUUGUGGGAAGGUACAGGCAGCCCCAUGGUCGGAAAGCACUCAGAGAAGUGCUCCAGAGUGCCCUGAACCACGAGGAGGAGGCAGCUGAGCAGAGGGGAGGGAUCCCAGUCCCUAGAGAGAGGAUGAUACUGCCCGGAACCCAGAGUGGGCAGACCAGCUGUAACUCUACUUCUGAACUGUAGGCAGGUUCACCCAUCUAUGGGUUCUUGUUAAAAACACAAGUCUCAUUCCAGGCGGUUCACUUCCUAACAAAGUCCCAAAACCUACAUAUAGACCAGGUCCCGUGAGAUAGAGCAUAUGUUCACACAUAUCCAUAAACUAGGGCAAAAUAUAUACCUGAAAGCAAAAGUACGCAAUAGUCUGCAGUGAGUACCCCCCAACACUUCAUCUGCACUAUUCCAGCCUUUAGGUCCAUGAUUGCUCAACAAUUUGUUUGGCUUUGUAUGUUAACUCUCUUUUCAGCCACCAGGGUCCAGAUGCUACCAUGAUGCCGACCAGACUUCCCUGGACUGAUGACCCCACCAGUGUGUCCCGGAGCUCUGCUUCCCCAGAUCCCCACCGUACUAGGGAAAGAGAGAGGCAGGCUGGGAGUGUGGAUCUGCCCGUCAACGCCCAUGUUCAGCGGGGAAGCAAUUACAGAAGCCAGACCUUCCACCUUCUGCAACCCACAAUGACCCUGGGUCCAUACUCCCAGAGUGAUAGAGAAUGGGAAAGCUAUCAGGGGAGGGGAUGGGAUAUG